GUGUGUGUCCGGAAGAGAGCGGGAGUAGCAGCAGUAAUCAGUCUGUCUCCAGUUAGCUGUAUAACAAAGUCCUGAGGAAACACAGCGACCUCCCAAGGAACCGCUUGCCUGGCUGCCUAAUUUCAGAGUGGGUUAUUGAAGCCGAAGACUGGUGCUUCAGUCCGGGAAGACUGCAGAGAGUCCUCCCCUGUAUUCCUCCACUACGGUCUGGGAGCAGCAUCUAUCUCCACUGUUGCUGUAACCAUGUUAAUGUCCCUCUGUGGGACCAAUAAAGGACUUCUGAUUCUGCGGACAGACAGAAGAGAGGGGGGAGGGGCGGGUUGGAAUGCGGCCUUCUUCUUCUUUUCCCGAAGAGUCCUCUUCCUCGUAGCCCACCGUAUCCCAGGAUGCAAUGCGCGCCGGUGACGUGAAAACAAAGAAAAUGUCGGUCCGGUCUCAGAGAGAAGGCAGCACGUGAGGAGUAACUGAUAAACACGUCCAGCAGCUGGUGUUGGUUAAAGAAGAGGUUCCCCCUGAGCAGCAGGAGUGGAGCUCCAGUCUGGACCAGGAGGACCAGAGCCUCCCCCACACAUUAAAGAGGAACAGGAGGAAACUCUGGAUCAGUCAUGAGGGAGAGCAGCUUCAAGGGCUGAUGGAGGCUGAUAUCACCAAGUCCACAUUCACUCCUGUCCCUGUGAAGAGUGAAGAUGAUGAAGAGAAACCUCAGUCCUCUCAGCUUCAUCAAAGACAAAACUGAACACCUGGAAACAGAAGCUGAUGGAGAGGACUGUGGAGGACCAGAACCAGCCAGGAACUCAGAUCCAGAGAGACAUUUACAACCAGAGACUGAGGACGACACUGAAGAGUCUUCGGAACCUGACACCGAAGAGUCUUCUGAACCUGACACUGAAGACAGUGGAGAUUCGAAGGAACCCAGAGAACUUGUGUCAGCUCCAAAGCCUGCGAAAAAUAAACAAGACCCUGUCAGUGAUUCAAGACAUAGUGCUAGAGAGAAACGCUUUAGAUGCUCUCAGUGCGGGAAAGAAAAUUGCAGCAAGAUACAUCUGAAUAGACCCAUGAGCACCCACACAAGAGGGAAACCAUUCAGCUGCUCAGUUUGUAACAAUUCUUUUACACAGAAAUCAAGUUUACAGACACACAUGAAAAUCCACACAGGUGAGAAACCAUUCAGCUGCUCAGUCUGUGACAAUUAUUUUACACAGAAAGGAAAUUUACGGACACACAUGAGAAUCCACACAGGAGAGAAACCAUUCAGCUGCUCAGUCUGUGAGAAGUCUAUAACACAUAAAGGAGAAUUAAAGAGACACAUGAGAACACACACAGGAGGGAAAACAUUCAGCUGCUCAGUUUGCAACAAUUAUUUUACACAGAAAUCAAGUUUACAGACACACAUGAAAAUCCACACAGGUGAGAAACCAUUCAGCUGCUGUUGUAACAAUUGUUUUAGACAGAAAGUAGCUUUAAAGAGACACAUGAGAAUCCACACAGGAGAGAAACCAUUCAGCUGCUCAGUCUGUGAGAAGUCUAUAACACAUAAAGGAGAUUUAAAGAGACACAUGAGAAUCCACACAGGAGAGAAACCAUUCCAUUGUAGUGUUUGUGAUAAAAGAUUUAUCCGGGGUAAUCUGGUCAAAACCCAUAAGUGUGUUGGUCGUCAGUCCUCACAGCUUCAUCAAACUGAGGAGAACAGAGAGGCAGAGCCUCCAGCCAGCAGCUCAGCUGAACACAUGGAAACAGAAGCUGAUGGAGAGGACUGUGGAGGACCAGAACCAGCCAGGAACUCAGAUCCAGAGAGACAUUUACAACCAGAGACCGAGGACAACGACAAGGAUGAUAUAUUCAUAAACGUCCAGCAGCUGGUGGUGGUUAAAGAAGAGCUUCCCCCUGAGCAGCAGGAGUGGAGCUCCAGUCUGGACCAGGAGGACCCAGAGCCCCCCCCACACAUUAAAGAGGAGCAGGAGGAACUCUGGAUCAGUCAGGAAGGAGAGCAGCUUCAAUGGCUGGAGGAGGCUGAUACCAUCAAGUCCACAUUCACUCCUGUCCCUGUGAAGAGUGAAGAUGAUGAAGAGAAACCUCAGUCCUCUCAGCUUCAUCAAAGACAAACUGAACACCUGGAAACAGAAGCUGAUGGAGAGGACUGUGGAGGACCAGAACCAGCCAGGAACUCAGAUCCAGAGAGACAUUUACAACCAGAGACUGAGGACAACGACAAGGAUGACAUAUUCUGUUCAUUUUUAGACGUCCAGCAGCUGGUGGUGGUUAAAGAAGAGGUUCCCCCUGAGCAGCAGGAGUGGAGCUCCAGU
This is a messenger RNA of Gymnodraco acuticeps, 2303 nucleotides long. Its product is annotated as zinc finger protein 260-like. Lineage: Eukaryota; Metazoa; Chordata; Actinopteri; Perciformes; Bathydraconidae. Gene Ontology annotation, molecular function: DNA-binding transcription factor activity, RNA polymerase II-specific; RNA polymerase II cis-regulatory region sequence-specific DNA binding. Gene Ontology annotation, biological process: regulation of transcription by RNA polymerase II. The record is from RefSeq and is a predicted model, not a curated record. Gene Ontology annotation, cellular component: nucleus.